CUCGUUUAAACUAACAAAGGAACUGCGGAUCAGCUGUUGACCGACAGUUUGCCCGUAUAUCUUAUAUCCUAUUUCAUUAGUAGGGCUCACCGUAGUCCACCAUAGGUUGAAGUUAUGCUGGAGCAAAACGGUGAUAUUCUAUAUGGCCAGUUCAAUGGCGUUGCUGCAAUUAAAAACGACCUCAUUAUUGCUAGAUCAAGGAGUCUUUCAGUUCGUGAUGAGGAAAUGCUACGCCUUAUAGGCCAGUAUCUUUGUGACAAGGGAUUUAAUGGCACAUAUACACAGCUUUCCAGAGAGUCUGGGAUCACCUUGGAACACAAUGAUGCAACAGAGUUGCGUCAUGCUAUUUUGGAAGGUAGAUGGCUUGAUGCUGAAGCCGCAAUAGACAAGUUAGCACCCAUGAUAGGGGAUCUAAAUAGUGUUGAAGAAGUCCGAUUUUUGAUAUUAGAACAACAGUUUCUGGAAAAUUUGGAAGCCAAUGAAGUAAUGCCUGCCGUUACUCUUCUACGUAAUCGUAUUACACCUAUGCAACGUAAUACAGAGCGAGUACAUACUUUGGCCAGGUAAUGGGGAUAUUGUUUUACAUAUUAAAAAUUUAGUUUCUCGCAAAAUAUUUAGCAACUUUUCAAAUGCUUGUUCAUGUGUUUUAGUUGGCAUUGCUAUUGAACUGAGCCAUAUGGGCAGGUGCAGACUACCUGGUUGUGGUUCGGGUGAUUAUCAUCACCAUUAGUUGGAAACUUUGGAUGGCAUGGCUUAAGAUUGUUCACAAUGAUCCAAGUGCAUCCUUUCUUUGUCUUCCCUUAGAUCCUGAAAUGGUAUCUACGAUGCCCAAAUAUUGACACACCAUCGUCGGAAGAUAUCAGUAGGACUUUAACGUCUCUUCUAGGGUUCAUAUUUGAAAAUCCAUCAUGCUUCCGUAAGAGCACAUCCUUCGCCUUACUAGGCAGAAAAAUCAUAUUUGGGUUAUAUUGAAAAGAAUAAAUAGUGUAGCACUUACUAAAUUUGUAGAGAAACUUGCAUCAUGAAGUAUCUUGCCAUCUUUUCUAGUUUGUCGUAAAAACCUUAGUAACAACUUUUAGCUAAAAACCAGAAGAGGUUAGAUUUUGAUAGCUUCAGAAUACUUGCAAACUCAUCCCAGUAAGCCUUGAUAAUGUUGGGUAGUAAAAGCGAAAGCAAUACAAAGAACCAAGAAUAGUUAUUUUAUUUCGGUCUAAAAUGUAAACAUUAGGUGAAACCGUUAAGAUGGAUCAAUAAUUCAUUCCGAAACCAACCAACUGAAGUGCUCAUGAGAACACAUUAAAGAGUAGUUUAUCUGAACAUUAACCACAUUUUACUUCCCUAUUAUUCACAAAUAACCUAAUCUAAAGGUUGAGAUCAGAUUGUAGCUUUGGUGCAUAAAUUAUAGUAAUAUUUAAGAUUGAAGAUCUAGAGUUAUUAUUCAAAUUGACUGGGAUAUUCACUGAAAUUCGGGAACUUCAAGUGAUUCUACUCAAUUUAUUCCGAUCGCUGUUUGUAAGCAAAACGUAGACAUGCUAUUCUGGUUAGCGUAGACGUGAUGAAGAAUAAGAUCCAUCAGGAUAUGAAGUCAAUAGUUAUUUAGCUGUGAGGGGAGGUGAAUAUAUUCCACUUGAUACCCUUAACAUAACGUUGAUCGAUUAAUAAAGGAAAGAGGUCAAAAGCCAUUCACAAUAGUAGGUCAUAUACAUUCGUUCCCUGUAUCUUAAAAGUUGUCAGUACAAUAUUUCCCCAUAUUUUUGACAAUUUCGCAGGAUCGAUUUUUAAGAAAAUCUUACUUCCUUUUUAACCAUUCUCUGCUACUAGAGAUUAUCCUCUUGUUGAUUUCCUCGUUUUGUUAACAGAAAGUGACAAAUCGGACCGAUACAUAUUUUUAAUAUAGAUUCUGCUUUGUUUUUCCCUGUCUGUUGACUAUUUUUUCCCUUGACUUAUCAAAUGCUAGUUUUAAUAUCUAUGUGCUUACUGCUUGUAUAACUGCGUUAGUCAAUAAGCGUAUCCACAUUUGAUAUGUUUGUUUUGUACUGGAAACAUGUCUACAUAUUAAUUUUCUGUCUUAUAAAAUGUAGCUAAAUGUUUUUUUUUUCAAGAUUUAUGUCUGUCAUCCUAAUAAUUAUGUCAAACUAUAAAUAUCUGCGUUUCUGAAAAGUAUUCCUAACCUUUCGUUUUGUUUAAUGAGAUUAUUGUGUAUAUAUGAGGCUUCUAAGAAUAAUCAUAGGUUUUUUUUGAAGAGGAAAUGUCUUCUGUAACUCGUCAUUGUAUUGAAUUGAUUUCGUAUAAAGGCUACUAUACAUCCAUGAAGUUCCCCGAAUAUCCAAUGACAUUCUAAAGUAGUCCAGAACAAGCAAUAAUGAUCAAUGGUGAAAGCAAAUAGCACAUCUACAGCUAAAGAACCUGAGUACCUAAUUAAACGCAAUUCAUAUAUUGAAAUAAAGCGACGUAAGUCAACUUCAAAUAAAAAUGAGAAAUAACAUUAAAAGUGGUCAAAUACAUAUAAGCAUAGUAAGUAAGGUUGGAUAGAUGAUACUAAACACAGGGAACUUUAAAAGUAAAAUGAAGAAUUAAGUCAGUCAGUAACAACGUACGUGCCCCCAAAUGCCCUGGUACAGCCGAGAGUGGGGAGAGUCCUCUCUCCUCGCAAUGCUCUCACACGACCACACGUAUACAGCCAUUGCCAGGGAAGUCCUACUCUCUGUCUUCUCGUGGCAUUACUGUUGUUUACCAAGUUGGAAGGACGAGAAGCGAAUGUCCGGCGCUUUAACCGGGUUGGUGGACAUGGAGAGUUCACUUAGGGGAGUUUGAAAACCCUGAUUCCGAACCAAUGAUACACAUGGGCUAUAGGAUCCUGAUGGAACAAAUGGCGUAUGAACCAACUAUUGAUCACCGGCUACCAUGGGACUGCAUCAUCUGACGUUUCUCCACUGCCUUGUAGAUCAGACCUUCAGGUCGAAGGCUCUAAGAACACCACCUGCUUCGAUUUGGGCACCCGGUCAGUAUCACAGCCCUCACACAUAUCAAACAAAAUCUGUGUGGCGCAUAUGUAUUUGGUGCCUCCUUGUACCAAUAUCUAUGUGCUAAAAUAAUAAUAAAUAAAUAAUCGUACGUACGUACAUCAGUUCGAGUUGUUACACCACAUUAGCACGGAGAUGCGGUUGUCUAUUCAAAUCCCGUAGUGGUAGAGGUAGCAAGAGUAUAAGCAGUAAUCGGAAAGAUUAGGGUUUGAAGAUAUUAUUCAAGGAGUAUAAUCGAGUGAAAUAAAUUUGGAAAGAGGAAAAAAGGGACAUGAAGAAUUCAGAAGAUUAGAAUUUGGGAGAACACAAAGAGUGUAUGCACCUAUGCCAUUGCAAACGAUUUUGAGCCAUGUCAUUCAGGGUCUCUAACCAUCGGUUGCUAUCAUCUCGCGGUCCCCAACCAGGUAGUCUACACCUACCAACAUGACUCAGUUCACUUGUCAGUGACUUCAUGGACUUGUGCCAUGUUUUGGUCUGGCCGCCCCUAGCUUUCUUCCAACCUACUCCAUCAGAAAGCAUCGCACAUCGGGGCAGUCAGUGGUUGGGCAUACGUAACACGUGUCUCAGCCAUCUCAAAUGAUCAAGUUUCACUACUUCAUCAAUUGAUUUGCCAUCCUUACCUAGUACCCGUUUCCUAACAACUGCGUUACUUACUCGAUGGUCCCAGGAUAUACGAGUAAUGUUUCGAAGACAUCUAUGGUCGAAUACUAGUAACUUACGAAUAUCCUCUGCUCUUACUAGCCAUGUUUCACUGCCAUAAAGUAUGACGGAACGAACUGCUGCUCAGUAAACACGUCCUUUGGUUGGUAGACGGAUAUCUCGCCUACUCCAUAAAUGACGCAAGUUGGCAAAAGCUGGUCGAGCCUUCUGUAUCCGUGCUGAGAUUUCGUCACACACCAAACCACAAGGGCUGAUGAGACUUCCAAGAUAAGUGAAGCGGUCGACACGCUCAACUACUUCACUCCCUAUCAUUAGUUCGAGUGUCGAUGCAACCCAAUCCUAAAGCAACAUUUUGCAUUUCGAGGGGGAGAAUCGCAUGCCGAACAUGCUUGCAUUGUUGCUUAGAGUGGUCAUAAGACUGCAUUUUGUCAGGUAGAAGUUCAACCCUUGGAAAUUCAGAUGAGGAAAGUGUUAUCUCUGAAAGCAUGUCUACGAUAAAGUUAAACAAGAAUGGAGAGAGCGGACAACCCUGACGAACACCACUUGAGGUAAUCAAUUCUGAUGACAUUUUGCCAUAAGCACUCGACCAGUUGUGUUCGAGUAGAGAGCCUUUACAAGGUUAAUGUACUUCUUUGGUACUCCUUUCAGUGACAAACACUGCCAUAGAACCUCACGAUCAACAGAGUCGAAUGCCGCCUUAUGGUCGAGAAAUACUACCAUUGUGGGGCGUCUGAAUGUGUUCCUAUGUCCUAGGACCUGACGUAGUGUGAAUAUAUGGUCUAUACAACCACGUCCAGGCCGAAAACCAGCUUGGUUUUCACUAGUCUGCUCUUCACAAGUUUUAGUUAGGCGUCGAAUAAUUAUGGAAGCUGAUAUUUUAGACACUAUAUUAGUCAAACUAAUUCCUUUGUGAUUGUCACAAGAGGACUUUUGUCCUUUCUUAUAGACUGGCACAAUCAGUGAUUGAGACCAGUCAGAUGGGAUUACGUCCAGUUCCCAAAUUCUACCUAAGACCUCAGUCAGUCUCACUGCUAAUACUGGACCACCAUCCUUAAAAAUCUCAGGAGUAAACCUGUCAGGGCCUGCUGCUCUCCCUCGGAGGACUUACAUUAACUUGCUAUUCAGGUCGACUGGAGAUCGUGCGAAACCGAAGUGUGGCUGAAGGCCAGUUGGACUGAUCCCUGAAGUGUUCUGCCCAUCGAUCCAAUCUCCUGGAUUGAGAAUGUAUAAUAUGUCCAUCUUUCUCUGAGAGUGUCUCGCUAACAGUCGGUUUCCUAAUACCGAUUUCCUUAAUAAGUCUGAACAAUUGUCUGCUAUUACCUAUUGCCGCUGCCUUUUCCAUCUCUCUUUUUUUCGCUACCCACUACUGUUCACGAUCAUUGCGUAGGCUUAUCAGCUUGCGCUUAAGCUGACUCUGCUCUUCCUUAUGUUCAGAGCCAGAUGGAAUGAGUUUUUGAGCAUCUAUCAGUGCGGUAGAUGCUGCUGAGAUCCAGUGUUUCUCCCUGACCUUGUGGUUUACCGUACUAGCAGAUAUCAUUGCCGUUUCCACAUCUUUUCGGAUAUCAUUCCAUGCUGCCUCUGGGUGGACAUCACAUACAUGGCUGCCUAACUGUUUUCCUAGUUGUUCCUGAAAUAUACUCUUAGCUUGACUAUCAUUAAGUAGGGCCCUAAGGCGUUUCCUUGCAGCAUCUUUCCUACGUCCAGUAAGACGCAGACAAAUACGCGCUCACACAAGAGCAUGUGCUCCAGAAUGAGCGACAGUCUUCUAUUGAGCCCCUCCAUCGGUGGCUGAUAGCGAUGUGAUCUAUUUGGGUCCAACGUUGGGACGAAUUAGGGGGUUACCGUGUUAAAAGAUGUUUUUACUUAUGCUUAAAGUUAGUAUUUGCAAGAAACAGGCGGUUAUCUGAGCAUAGCUGCAACAGACGGCCGCCAUUAUCUGUUCUUUGAGCCACGACACUAUAAGAUCCACCCAGAUGUCUUUCCCUUUCGCCUAGUUUACCUACUUGAGUAUUAAAGUCACCAGCCACUAUUACUACAUCAGAGCGCCUAGCUUUUUGGAGAAGGUCGGAACGCUUUUUGUAAAACUCAUCUUUUAAAUCAUGUGAGCUUCAGUCAGUGAGAGAAUGGGCAGAGACGACGAAGAGUGUCUCUAUCUUUCCGAGUCUUUACUGUUCCGUUCAGUCGGACAGCGCACAAACGAUUGUCUACUGGGAUCCAGUCUAAGAGAGCUAGUUCUGCCCUAGGACUCGAGUCGUUUUCCCUAGUGGUGAGAGGUGAUAAACGGACGUGAGAAGGGUUAGUCAUGAAGAUAAGAGAGUUAUUAGUAGGUGUAGGAAGGAUUUGAAUGUGACCAACUUGAUCUUGUGUGGUGUUACGGGUAUGAGGGCUGAUGUCACUUCCCGGCUGCCCACACGGUGGAAGGGUAUUUCUUGAGGAACCUGAAAAGGAAAUUGGACUAAUGUCGGUCUUAAAGACCUAGGAGCGUGACCACAGAGCCCAAGGGACAACUGCUUGAGGCCGGUCGCGCACGGCCUUUUCGUGGAAGGUUUUUAAUGUGUUAGCUCCGUUCUUCAAAGGGCCUUACCGCCGGAGACGGAAAUCCGUGAGGUAAGGUGAGGUGUGACAUUUUUAAGGUCGACCUUUUCUAACCCCACCCCUCCUUGUGGGAAGGCAGCAUCGUUGUCAUGCUGGUUGUCCAAGGGAAACACCUCACUGCUGUCACAUACCUCUACAGUCAGCGGUAAGACUUCGCCCUCAGAACUUGAGUUGCUGCUUUUAGUCUCCAAUCGACCUGCCUGGCAUGGUAGAACCUACAGGAACAUGUUUUCCAGACAAUGUAGCUCGGUUGGGUCAUCACGAUAGGCAAGCCGACCACCGCGUCAAGACAGCAGCAGAAUUAAACAUAAACUAAGCCAAAAUCGCGAUAAGUUCUGACAUGUUUUCUUUACGCUUAUUCACUUUCUCAUAGACAUGGUGCUUCUUGUUGCUGAUGACACUCAGAUAAACUUAAACACUUCAUGGAAUUUUUUAGUUCUAUCGCGUAGGUCAAGCUGCUUGUCAUUAAUUACCUAUAAAAUACUUAUUUUUUUCAGUUAACUGUAGUAUCUUGCACUAAGCAAUGUUAUCUAACCCUUUAAACCACUUAGUUUUGUAUCAGUUCAAUCUGUGUCACUCACUAGACGUCUCAGUUAUUCGGUCGGCCUGUAAAGUAUAAGUUGUAAUCUCCUAAUCUCAGACCUAUAACAAUCAGCUAUAUUCCUUAACUGUUUUAUAUCUUUAACUUAUUUAGUUUUUUUCGACGAUUUUCUUCAAAUUUUAGUUGUUUGAUGUGUAGAACUGCUGUUGAACUCCAAGCACAAGCAGGUGGUUGGGCUGGAGUAGAUGCUGGGAGUCGUUUACAACUUAUCAAUCGAAUACAAGCCUUUAUACCAGCACAGACAAUGUUACCACCUGGGAGACUAGAAGAGUUGAUCAAUGAAUCUGUUCGUGCACAGUUGGCUUCAUGCAUAUUUCAUAAUCCUCCGAUGGGUGUCCAAACUGAUAUACAUAAUAUAUCAUUACUACAGCGUCAUUCGUGUGGCAUGUAAUUAUUUAUACAAACCGUUUGUUUUAUUGCAUAACAACGUUAUCGCCCGAUACUUAGCUAUGAAUGGUAUCAGAAAUACAGUGAUUGACUUUUUGAACAAUGUCUAGUGGUUGAAAACCCCUGACUGAUCCAGUAAAGUGACGUGAAACGGGUUAAUUCACGGCUUUUGUUCCCAGACACUAAAGUAGUGUAGCCCACCGUCUGAUUUAUUAGACUAGAGAUAGUUCGUUAUGUUAUAUUUACUUUGACUGUCUACCGCAUUCACUAAUUUUUAUUUAAUGACUUCAAAAUAAGCAAACCAUAUUCUUAUUAAACAUCGUAAUUCAGUAGUGUUUUUGGUACGUUUUCAGCAUAAUUUUUCUCCAAUUUUCUAAAACGUUCCAUUUCUUCCAUCAUAUCUAUCAAUAAAUCAGUAAUCAUGUACACAGUCGUAAAACCAAAUAUCAACUGAAUUUAUUACAUAAAGUUUAAUGACACUACCUAACUAUUCAAAGUGGAGUCCGUCACAUAUUAGGUAGAAUUCGACGCCCCUAAUCAGUGUGCAAUAUCUGUAUUAAUUCUUCAUAACAUAUAAGGACAUUUAUUAACUUAAACUAUUGCCAUAAAAUGACACAUUUUAUCAUUAUGUAAUUGCCUUCAGUAAUUACUUUUUAUAAAAGCUCACAUUUAAUAACUUAAUCAAGGGAAAACAGUUCUAUCUAUAAUUUAAUCCAUACUAUCUUGUUCUCGGUUGUGCAAUGACUCAGUAACCGAACCUCGAAUAGAAUAUUCAUACUCCUCCUCACCUACUGUGGUUUGAUUAGCCGGAUGAUUUCAGUUGCCUUUGUCUAGUAGUAGCCUAUUGAUAAAAACACUACCACCAAUCAUUUGAUCGUAUGUUCAGACUCUGUUGCACCUAAUUGAGCUUUGUCAGCUAGCUCUUACAGCUUAUAUUCUACAGAAGGCCAAGUACAUAAAGCUAUACCUGGUUAAUGAAUUAUAUUAAGUUACUAACACCUCACUUGCUCUAACAGAAGACUCUGCCAACAAAUUACAGAGUCCUAUAACUAUCUUAAGCAACAUACAAUCGUGUUUGAGAUGAGAUUCUCUCCUUCAAAUUCAAAAUUUCAAUUCAGUGUUGGCCUGCAUCAGAGCCCAGACUAAUGAUACUGAGUGAAGUAGUCGAGUGCAGCAACCGUUUCACCUAUUUCGGAAAUUUCACCAGUCAUGAUGGGCUGGUGGUUAACGAAAUUUCAACACGAACUUAGUACACUAAAUUGACCAUCAACAACUUGCGUCACUCGUGGAGUAGGUGAGAUAUCCAUAUGUCAAACAAAAGAUGGAUUUGCUACUCAGCAAUUCGCCCUGUUCCGCUUUACAGAUGUGGAACAUGGCCAUCAAUAAUAGAGGACAUUCGUGGGUACUAGUAUUUGGCCAUAGGUAUAUUCGAGGCAUCGCUCGUCUAUUUCGGGACUACUAUCUUGGGAUUCAUCUUAAAAUAAUUUUAUCUCGCUGUGCUAAUGAAUUAUGAGAACUUGAACAGAUGCACGUGUCGGGUUUUAUGUUACGUAUGACUGGUUGACAAUGACAUAUUUGGUAGGCCUUGAAGAGGAACGAAGUGGAUAAUAGAAACAUCUAAUUGACGCAUAUCCUUGAUUCUAACGCUAGCCAACGAUCAAAUAUGCUACUAGUGUUAGGUUGUUACAGUUUGGCAGUAAGACUUCUGGAUAUCUUUCAGUAGGAAAUUCAUAGUUGGUUACCUUAAUAAAGUUUUUCAGUGUUGCCUUUUAUUCGAAAGUUCCAGCCAAAAUCAUUAUAUCAUGAGCCCUAACAGCUCAUUGUAAUAUAAUCCUAUUUUUCACUCUUAAUCUCAAUUUAGGCAAGAUUUCCCAGCAUUUUGUAUCCAAACUUUGGACCAUCAAAGAGAUUCUGAUCUAUGGUUUUGUCAGUUUUCUCCAGACGGUAGCUAUUUAGCAACUGGUGGCAAAGAUGCAAAUGUUGACGUUUGGCGUGUAGACUCUGUACGACACGCUGUCUCAUUUUUCCGAGUAUUAACUACACCUGCAUAUAUUGGCUGUCUGUGUUGGUCACCUGAUUCUAAAAAAUUGGCAGCCUGUUGUGGAGAAGAACAAAGUUCCGUUCUAGUAUUCGAUGUAUUCAGUGGUCAACAAUUAUGCAGCCAGAAGGUAAACGAUGAAGAUGUCUAUUCAACCGCCUCAUUUUUCUCUGAUAGUCGUAAACUAGCUUUUGGUGGUUUGAAAGGGAGCUUCUAUGUAAUGGAUACGGAAGAUCAGGGUCGUGUACUUGCCGUGGUUGAAGGUUAUCGUGUACAAAGUAUGGCGGCUAUAUUCCCACCGAUACCAAGUAUGCUUUUGCCUAAUGGCACAGAAUCUGUCCAAGUUAACCCCCCACCAGAUAGAUCUACUCCAGGUGCACCAGAUUCGCCAGCAAAUGGAUUACUUCAAAAUGGUUCGACAAACGAUGCAGUGAAUAAUCGUUCAGAAAAUCAAAUUGACCAAUUGUUAGUUGCAGAUAGCCUACAUAGAAUUCGAUUAUUUAGAUUUGGUUUAGUUUGUUCAAAUACGUCAUCUAAUAAUACAAAUACUACAGCGGAUACUGCUGACAUACCACUAAGUACAGUCACCACACCACAUGAAACUAGUACCACAUCUAUAUCGACUGUAACCAUUUCGACUCUGUCUGCUUCAUCUUUUGCUCAUGCACCUGGUGAGGAGAUUACAACCAGUACAACUAUCGCAACAACAACAACUACUACUAGCAGUAGUAGUAUCAGUACUACUACUGCAUCAGCAUUAGCUGCCUAUUUAUGUUCAAGUGGGAGUGCACCAGGUGCUCCAACUUCAGUUAAUAUUUCUACAUCAGCUAGCACUGGUACAACUAAUCCGGGUAAUGUUAGAAGUAGUGAUAGUAGUGAUAAUAACAAUAAUAGUGUAAUUGCCACAAGUACUACAGGAGAAAAUCCUGGUGUAGCGACAGCAUUAGCUGUUGCACGAUUAGCACAACAACAACAACAACGUUUAUUACAAUCGUCGAAUCCUAUGACAACAACAAAUCCGGCAUCAACAUUAACUGGUAAUUUAUCUUCAUGGUAUCAACAAUCUGGUGCAUAUCAAGGAUCAACAAGUCUGGCGUAUACAUCAAGCUCUUCUACAUUACCACCGGGUAUUUUGUUGGAUAUGCCUAUACUGCCUGUCAGUUUAACUCGUCUUGGACCACCCACAACUCAGGGUUUGCAAGCUCAAUUAGGUCUUCAGCCUAUAUUGCAUCCAGCUGGUUCUUUGCAUGGUUCAAAUCCAUACACAGUUGUAUCAUCAUCUGGUGCAAAUAGUCUAGGCACUACUGGUAGUAGUCUAACUAUUUUAUUCGGUGCUCCUUUGGAUAGAACUUCAGCUUCUUAUGCAACUACUCCAGUUGGUACUUCUAGUUCAGUAACAACCAAUCCGACAGGUGUACGAGCUUUAGCUGCUGCAGCUGCCGCGUUAGCCAGUGUAAACAGUCGUCAAGUUCAUUCUGUCUCCAGUGGUACAACAAUGUUAACAGUGUCUACAUCACCUGAUAAUAGUGGAGUAGCUACAGGUCGUUCAUCUGUUUCCGUAACAAAUAUUGGCUCCACUGUGAGUACAUCUACUUCUACUAUUGGUACUACUACUGGAUCUCCAAUUAAUCCGACUACAGUUUCAGCAUCUCUACCAGCGACUGGAUUUUCUACAUCAACAACCAGUACAACUACAAAUGCUCAUGCUAGUAGCCUGUCUACAAAUGGCAGUAAUUAUGGCUUAAUAGAUCAUAGAACUCUUUUUAAAGAAACUCAUCCUGUUCAAUCAAUUAUGAUUUCACGCUCAGGAACUAUGGCACUUCUUACUAUACAUAAAAUGGUAAGUUCAAUCAGUCAGUAAUUUAUAUUUUCUUGUUUAUAAAAGGAACUAAAAUUAACUGUUAUUUUAAUCAUAAAUUAGUUUAGUAGAAACUGUGGGGGAAAAAUGAAGUGAUAUAAAGAAAUUUUAAUAUUUCCAGUUAACAUGUGAAUAGUUAUGUGAUUACACUAAUAUAGAGUACACAACUAAUUUUUUUGGAUUUUUGUCUAAAAUUCCUUAAAUGAUCAAUAUUUAUACUGCAACUUCAUCUUUCUCAAUAAGAAUAUAUGAUUGUUAUAAAUUGUUAAGAGUAAUCAAUCAGAUAUAUCUGAUAGAAAGAGGCAUUAGGUGUUGAGUUAUGCAAUUUUUGUAUCCAUUCACAAAACAAAACGUUGUUUUAUAGCGUGACCGUUUCAUUUUAUCUAUUUCAUUGGGUUAAAUUGUUCAAAUUUCAGUUAAUAAGUUCCAGAUUUGAACCUCACUUCACCUACAAUGAUAUAAUCUCUCUUUUCAUAAUCAAUUCCAUAAAUAGUCACUUCAGUCAGUUAUUUAUAACUUGGGGUAUAGGACAAGUAACAUGUACUAGUCCAAAUCGUCCACACACACACACGCUUCACAUCGCAGUACAUCAAAAAGAAACUGACCAGAUUGAAGGUUAAAUUUAUAUUAACCUAGUUGAUAAUUCAUGAAAUUUUACAAUCCACCAUUAAUUAGAUGCUACCUUAUCUCUUGAUAAAAUGUAAGUCUACUUUUUUAGAAUCGAAUAUUGAACACUAUUUGAAAAUGUUCGUCAGCUAACUAACCAAGGAAUAUCACGAUAGUGAUUCUCAUUAUUAUUUACUCUACACUCUUUAUCACUAUUAUUAUCAUAAAGUAACUUAUAUCAAUAUUUUAAUGGCUUUUCUUUCACUUAUCUCCAAUGUGAAUGAUUUUCUUUUCCUUCUAUGAAAGUAUGAAUCAAUUAUGGUCCCGCAUGAUAAAGUUUAUCAUAAACAAAUUAUUUUUCGAUUACUCUUCUCUCUUUUAUUGAUUAUUGGUAUAUAACUAAAUUUUCCUUUAGUAUGUCCACCAUAUUUUCAUGAAUUAUAUUUCCUCGAUUAAUUACAUUACGCGCCAGUAGACAUUUGACCAAGAAAAUAUAAUUCCUGAAAACGUGAGCCAUUUAUUGAUUGUUAGCUAGGAUCAGGUAAUAACUACUUGUUCAACAAACUGUGGAAUGAUCAUAGACCAGAUAGGUGUUCUAAAAGGAGCAACAAUCUUGUACGUAUUCAUGUCAGCCGUAGCUGGUUGCAAUACGACCAGUCCAAACCCGGGUUUGUGUUGCAAAAGGGAGACUCUCAAUAGCACAUUGGCGUUGACUGUGGCUCUGGAAAGAAACAGUUUAUUUUCUAUUAGAUCUUAAGUUUAUAAAUUCUUCAUAAUCUUUUGAUUUCACCAAAUUAUAUUUUCUGCUCGAAUUGUAUCUUCGACGCCGAACCUCUUAUUACCGCUAAUCCUCUUACUACUUCUACUACUCUGAGGUUUCUCCAAACAAUUUCAUCUCUCUGUGCCAAUGAGGUGUGGUAACUUAAACUGUACGCAUGUACCAGAUCCUACGUUGUGUUUGACCGACAAAGCCGUACGUUAAAGUCACCGUUUUCUGGUCUGUAGCCAUCACGUCCUAAUUAGCUAUCCAACCGUUUCUCGUCUAUAUCUAGACACCUGAAUUUAUCAUUCAAAUCUCUCGAGCUAACAGCAUAAUAUUUGUCGAAUGCGUUUUCGUAAGUUAUUGGUUUGAUUAUUUGUAGAACUCAUCUUUGUUUCAUCGGUGUGUAUGCGGAGACUGAAAAGGUUUUUGCAAGGGCAGCUAAACCUAUCAGCUCUCCGACAUGCAUCAAAGUACAAACAUCGAGUGAAGUAGGUAUAAAUGACAUGCGUAAAAUUAGGGGAACUAUCAGAUCCCUUAAUCAAUGACAGCAUUCAUAAAACCGAUAGUCCAGCAAUUUAAGACCGUUUAGAUGGGUUAGAACUCCGAAUAAAGUUGAGCUGUAAAUAGAAUGAAAAUAAAAAAGAAUAGAAAGUUGAAGCAAUACAAACUAAAUUAGCAUGUAAUAAAAUGAUUACGAAUGUCGUUUUAAAGAGUAGAGUGGCGGAGCGAUAGAACAUUUUCUUCAUAAUUAUUCAUUACCAUAUUUUUGUGUGGGCGUUGAUACUACCCCGACUCCAAGACCGAACCAGAUGAUUUUUAAGGGAUCGACCACUCAUUGAGCCUUUGACUAGAGGUCAAACCCUCAAGACAAUGGAGCGACGUCAGGAAAUCUAGUCUCAUCACAGUCAGUGACCACAUCGAAAGUGUUCGGAAGCUUGUUCACUGAAACUUCUGUGCAUCAUUCAUGAAUUUUAUUAUCCAUCGUAAAGUAGCAAAAGAUAUGAAAGUCACGAUAUUAAUAGUUAGGUUAUUCAAAGUUGAUGAUACUGAAUCUGGUAGAUGGGUUUGGGAUGCAGCAGAAGGGUAAAACGCAAGCGUUUACAUCCUAAAUGCUUCAUCGUCAUCAACUUAAUUAGGCUUCGUGCAAUAUAGACCACCUACCAGGAUUCUUCAACCACAUUUAUCCUGGACUUUCUGAUUGUUGUCAAAUGCUAUUCAUUCUUUUGGUAUCUACCCCUGACUCCCAUCGCAACGUGUUUUUUUGGUCUUCCUCUUUUCCUUUUAUCUUGAGGACUCCAAGUUAGGGUUUACUAUAUGAUAUAAUUUUUUGAUGGUUCGAUAGUUUCCUCAAUGUUUGUCCUGUCCACCUUCAUCGUCUUUCCUGAAAUUCCUCUUCAGUUACAUACUGGUUUGUUUUCUGCAAGUCGGUUGUUACUGAUGAUAUCUGGUCAAUGGAUAUGAGGCUAAGUAUCAAGUUCUCUACUUUUUUUCCUUUUCAGUCUAAACUCUUCUCAAGUGGAAUAAACUUAUUUUAACAGUUUUCUAUUCAACAAUGAACGUAAAUUAUUAAGUUUUAUAAUUGAACAUAUACAUGCUCACAUUAUACAUUCAUUCAGAUAUUUCAUCGGUUGUUUUGUUGUAUUCUAGAAAAUCAAUUCCAUUGUAAGUGGUUAACAUGUGAAUGUAUACAUUUAUUAUAUAUAAGAUCUUAAGUGUGUGUGUGUGUGUGUGUGUAUGAUUAUGUUUUAAACACUUAAUAUUGAAAAUGGAAAUCUGCAAUAUACAAAUUUAACCUUGUUUUUUAUGGAUUAUGAUCUGAUACAUUAAACUUGCAUUGCAUCAAUUCGACUUAUUCACUAACAUACUACUAUUUAAUAGAAAAUAUUAUUUUUUUGGAUCAUUUUUGGCCAACCACAUUAUAAUGCACAAUAUAUAUUUAUCUGAUAGAAGUACUUCUACAGAUUUUAAAAUUUUAGUUAUUAAAUAUAACCGCUAAAGUACUUUUAUUCUUUUGUAUAAGUUACACAUGCUUGAACUGAUUAAUAAUAAUCAGUGAAAUUUCUAAAAUCUCAACAAAACCCUUUCUGAUAAUAAUCAUCUGCUCACUAGUGACUGACUUCAAGAGAUACUCCUGGAGUUCUGGUGAGAAGCCGUUACCGGUGGAGUUCAACGAGGUCUGUUGUGAGAUAUCAACUCACUAAAGACAAUGGUGUACGGUGGCGCAACUUCAUGGAUUGGUUAAAGUUAGACAUUAACACCGUUGGAUGACAGCCGGCCCAGUGGUCUAGUUGGUUAAGCGCCUGACGCGAGACUGACAGGUCCUACGUUCGAAUAUCGCAUCCAACGGUAUUAAUUUCUAGCUUCAACUAAUCCACGAAAUUGAGCGACACAUCCACCAUCGUCAUCAGUGAGUUACUAUGUCACAACUUGAUGCGCGCUGCUGAGGAGUCACAUACUAGGACGAAACGGCCGUCCAGUGCUUCUAAGUUUUCCAUGGUGAUCUAGCUUCAAUUGACUCAUGAUUUCAAUCAGUGAAAUUUCCAAAAUCUCCACAAAACCCCUUCUGAUGAUUAAUAAUUAAAGGUUACUAAAUUGUAAUUUAUCAGUUGACACUUUUCAUGAGUAAAUGGAUCUGUUUGUUGUUGUUGUUUUUUUUACUUCAUACACUUGAUGUCACUGCUCACUGAGAAAUGUAACAAAAUAAUAAUAAUAAUGAUCAAAAAUUACUGAGUACACUUAGUCGUUAAUUUUAACGAGAGAUGGGAAGGCAACAUAAGUUGUGAUUUAUUUGUGUUUUAUACUAAAACAUUGUGGUAGCUUGAAGAUUAAAAAAGUAAUUGUUGUAACGUGUGUGACUGCAGGUUUUGAUAAGCAGCGUUUAUAUCGAUCGAUCGAUUACAGUGACACGGAAACGCGUACGGACGACCUAGUGCCCUGAUUGGCCCUGCUUCGCUGUCUGUCCCCGCCAGUUGAGUCAAGAAACACAAGUCACAGCCUCUGAGUUAUGAAUCAUUAUAUUUCAAACAUACUUUGUUUAUAUACCAAUCAAGCAUACCACAUCGUACCAUAAAAAUAGAAAACAACAUUUUGUACAAUAUUCAACAAGUGAACAAAUAUCGACCAAUAGGAAAUGUCCAUUUAAAGUCCAAGGACACCAUUGGACUUAACAUCAUAAUUAUUGGUCUAUUCCUCCGCAUCCACAACAGUAAUGAAACUCAUUUACCAGAUAGGUUAGCUUUGAUGUACAUUUUAAUUAUAAAGUCUAUUGAUAUUACCUAGUUAUUUAAAUGUGUUUAAAUGUAGAGCAAUGAUUAAAGGGAUCUAUUUCCUCUGAUAAUGUUGCUUAGUUUGAAUCUCUCUUUUCAUUUGCUUUGGUCUAGAAGAGAGCCAGGCACCAUCAUCAACCCUCAACCAAAAGAUGUGAUCUUAAGCUACUGACUUUACCCUGCGCCUGAUUUUAAUUAUGCUUUUUGUAUAUGUAUUUAUCAAAACAUGUUUUUAUACUUAAAUAUAUACAUAUUCUCAUAAACGUUAUUGUGUUUGUGCGUUGGUCUCAGAUGCUGAAAUUAGAUUGAUCAUAAGAUUUUAUUGUCAUUUUUUUAAUAGAAAAAUAAAGUGAUCAAUUCAAAGUUUGUUAUCCAUUCUGUCGGCAAAUACUUUUAGCUUGGUCAUAGAUAUAAAGUUAACCUAGUUUUGAUGUUCAGACUUAUGUAACAUGUCUCAACCAUAUAAGUUAUUAAAGAUUCAUAAUCUACUAAUAGUUUUGAUCAACAAUUAAAUCCUAUUUUAAACUUGCAUAUUCUUCAUUUAAUUCGUAGAUAAUUUUCAUCACAGAUUAACAUCAAUUUAGAUAUUAUUUCAGUCAAUAACAACGUAGAACUUCGUACGUACGUACAUCAGUUCGAGUUGCCAUAGUAUUUAGAACUAGGAAAUAUUUAACAACUAUUUCAUCAUAAUAUGGAACUCUUCAUUGAUUUUAUUCAUAAUAACUAAUUUUCUCAUAUAUUCUUGAAUGAUUUCUUAUUCUAUCUCAUUACUUACUUACUUACUUACGCCUGUUACUCCCCGUGAAGAAGUAUAGGCCACUCACCAGCAUUCUCCAUCCAACCCUGUCCUGGGCAAUCCUUUCCAGCUCCUUCCAGUUCCUAUUCAUCCUUUUCAUAUCUGCUUCUAUUUCUCGACGUAAUGUGUUCUUUGGCCUUCCUCUUUUCCGCUUUCCUUCAGGAUUCCAAGUUAGGGCUUGUAUCGUGAUGCAGUUUGAUGGUUUGCGUAAUAUAUGUCCUAUCCAUUUCCAUCGUCUUUUCCUAAUUUCUUUUUCAGCUGGAAGCUGAUUUGUUCUCUCCCACAGAAGGCUGUUGCUGACGGUAUCCGGCCAAUGGAUGUUGAGUAUCUUGCGAAGACAGCUAUUUAUAAAUACUUGUACCUUCUUGAUGGUGGUUGUUGUGGUUCUCCAAGUUUCAGCUCCAUACAGUAGAUUUGCCUUGACUUUGGUAUUGAAGAUUCUCACUUUGAUAAUAAUAAUAAUUCUAUCUCAUAGUUUUAUCAAUAAGAUUUUGGUUAGAAAAAUGUCACUUUAAAACUACUUUUAUAAUGUUUUCUAAAUUAAUUAAUGCUAGUUUGCUUCAAACAGUGUUUUAUUCAAUUCAUCUGAGCUAUUUACUUACAUCUGACAUGAUGUUAUGUAAUGGGUCACCUGUUUGCCUUGGUUCAUAUCUUUUCAAACAAAAUUACUUUUUCCUUUCAAUCAAUAAUCAUGAAUAUCUAUCUCUGUAAAACAACAACUAUAGAAACAGUAAUGAGAAAGCUGAUUUUUAAUUGACAAAAGAUAAUAUGUACUAUUUCACUUAUUUAAUAUUGUAUUUUCUGUUAAAUGUUUUUUACAUCACAUACAAAACACUAUUAAUUUUGUUCUAAUUAUUUACUUCUUUUUUUCUUAAAUUGAACAUAAAAAAGGGAUUACAUUUAUGGGAUUUAGAAGCUUGUGCUAUUCUACAACGAUUUGUUGGACAUAAACAAGAUACUUUUCGUUUGUAUUCUACAUUUGGUGGAGCUAAUGAAGAUUUUGUAGCUACAGGAAGUGAAAGUAAGUUGUGGUUUGUUUUUUCGUUGUUGAAUACAAUCUUACGGGAAAUUUUUUUUGCGUUUCUAAAUAGAUGAUGGUUUUUGCCAACUUAUGUUUUUAUUUAUUUAUUUUAACACAUAGAUAUUGGUACAAGGAGGCACCAAAUACAUAUGCGCCACACAAAUCUCAUUCGAUAUGUUUGAGGGCUGUGAUACUGACCGGGUGUCCAAACCGAAACAGGUGGUUUUCUUAGAGGAGCCACACCCGGAGCCUUCGACCUGAAGGUCUGAUCCACAAGGCAGUGGAGCAACGUAAGGAGAUGCAAUCCCAUGGUAACCGGUGACCAACGAUUGGUUCAUACUCCAUUUGUUCCCGCAGGAUACUGGAGCCCGUGUGCACCAAUAGUUUGGAAUGAGGGUUUUUCAACUCCCCUAGGUGAAUUCUCCAUGUCUGCCAACCCGGUUAGAGCGCCGGACGUUCGCUUAUAGCGCAGGCGAGAUAUCCAUAUACCAACCAAAAGAUGAGUUUACUGUGCAGCAAUCCGCUCCGCUCUACUUUAUAGGUGAGAGACAUGGCCAUUAAGAAGAGAGGAUAUUCAUGGGCACUAGGAGUCGAUCAUAGGUGUUUUCGAAGCAUUGCUCGUGUAUUUUUUGGAUCACGGAGUUAAGCCAUGCCUGGGUUAGCAAUAAGGUAGUAGGAUGGUAAGUCGGUUGAUGAUGUAGUAAGUCUUCAUCAACUAAGUGAUCAGUCUUGCAAAUUGAACGCUAUAUUCGUUUCCUUAGCUAUUCUGUAACCCCCAAGCUAGAACUAUACAGCGACCUGAACACGAGAGAGAAGGCGCAAAGUAUGCGAGAAAUACUUUACUCCAAUGGUUCAUUUUAGCACAGAAAAUAUAGGGUUUUUAUAGUAUUUUUAUAUGUCCUUGGGUUUCUCGAAGAUUCUGGAAUGCUACUAAACCUAGUAGAAGUAUAGCAAUCAGCCAAUCAGGACCUCUACAUGUGACGUUUCACUUCCUUGAUGUUUCUGGCUAAAACUUCAAUUGAACGCUGAUUGGAUGAAAUGCUUUUUAAUGUUUCCAGAUCCUUGCUUGUCUUUUGCAAGAAAUUUUCUGGAUCACCCCAACACUGAGGUGUUUGGGACAUAUGUUACAUAUGCCCACCUACCUCGAAGGAUGAUCUUCGGUGUAGAAGUAGGUUAAAAGAAAGCUAUGGGCGAGCAAACCAAAACAUGUUAUCAGUCCAUAAAGUUAUUGGAAAGUGUACUGAACCACGUUAAUAGGUCUUGACUACCUGGUCGGGGUCUACGUAAUUAUCUUAAUCAAUGGUUAGAGACUCUGAUUGACAUGGCUCAGAAUCAUUUGCAAUGGUUCAGGUACAUCUGUUCUUUUUCUUCACCCACAUUCUUAGCUCUUUAAUUCCUCAUAACUUUUGUUUUCGCUUCACUAAGAUAUAUUUUCUUGAAUCGUAUGUUUUCAGUCACCACUAAUACUGUUACUACUUCUACUAUUCUGGGAUUCAGUCUGACAAUUUCAUCUCUCUGUACUAAUAGGGUAUGACAACUCGGAUCAAUGUACAUACGUACCAGGUUCUACGUUGUGACUGGCUUGCUGACUAGAUAUGAAUUCAAUGAUCCAACUUUCGCGUAAAUUUCAUAUCUUAGCGACUGAAUAAUUGAGCUUAUUCGAUUUGACUUAUUCUUGAGUAACUAUACCUUGAUAUAUCAAUGGUUACAUCAAAUAAAUCACCUAUUGUACAAAAGAAAAAUGAAUUGUAUUUUGAUGUUACAACUCAGUAGGUUGGAUGUAAGUAUAUUGAACAGAAAAAUAUUUUGGAAUUCAAUUGUUCAUAUUCCCGAAUUCGCUUAAUUUGCAAUGAUCAUGCGGUUUUAUGAAUGAUACCUGUUCCAUUCCCUAUGUGUUUUGACUGCACGAGUUCUGGUAUACUUUAAUGUAUGAAAUUAUAAUCAUCAAUUCACAUGCCAAGAUUGUUAUUUCUUAGCUGUUAAAUAAGAUAAAUUACUUAGAAAAAUCAUUUCUAGUAACACUUUUUAAUCAUUACCUUUUUUCGCAGAGUUUAUCACCCUUAUUUAUUUAAAAUCUGAUCACCUAGGACACAAUGAAGAUACUGAAUUUUCGUGAAUGUAUUUAUUUGUAAGCUACUGGACAUUAUGGCUUAUUUUGAAGUCACAGAAAUCAUGAUUUAAUCAGUUGCAAAUGUUGUUUAUUCCAUAACCAACGCGUCUAAUUAUCUGUCAAUAAUAAAUGCUGAUAAAAUACUAUGGUUCUACUCUACUUUUUGAAAUGAGCUAUGUUGUUAAGUUUGUUUUACCUGACUGGAGUUUGUGCGAUUGUCGUAACAAAUGGCUGGAGACGUUAGAUAAUAUCACUCAGAAUUGGUUACAUUAGCGCAGAUGAAUUUACUCUUUGUCAUUCUUUGGGUUUUAAGAGGAUUCAUUUUUUCUUCUCGAAUCAUAUGAUAACAAUAAUAUAUUCUGAAAAUAAUAACUACAGAAUUCAUCCCAGUUUACAGGCAUCGUCUAUACCGAAUAUCUUCUAUUACUCUGAUACUUGUUUUGGUAUUUUCAUCUCAAUAUUCUAAAGUGAUAUGGUAACUUAAACCGAUAUACAUUAGUGUCAGGUUCUAUGUUGCAUAUUACUGACUGAUUUUAUUGUUUAAUAUCAUUUGACUUUAAUUAAUAUUGAUAACGUAAAUGCAACAGUGAUGAUCAUUUCAGCUAGUCAAUCAGCUACAACAUAGGACCAGGCACAUAUAUGCAUCGGUCCAAGUUGCCACACCUUAUUAGCACCGAAUUAUUAACACCAAAUUCAUAGAAGUAGUUACUACAAUGGUAGUAAUAUAUAAAAGAAAGAUUGUGUAUAAGGAUAUAGUACAGAAAGAAAAAAUCACUUGGUAGAAAGAAAGAAUGAUGACCAUUUAUGUAUUCUGAUCAAUAUAAGAACUUAAAAUUAUUCGAUCAACACGACCCUCAACUGUAGAAUUUCACAUUUUCAAAGUGAAUUUGGAAAGACUGUUUUGUAAAUUAUGUGUAACAAUCUAAUUUCAUUGAAUUCAGUUUUUCCUUAUGGUCGAGUAAAAUGAAUCAUUCGUUUGUACUAUUCAUAAACUACAAAAUAGGUGUUGUUUUCGCUUACACAGAUAUUGAUCUUCGUUCAGGGUCAUCCAAUACAUGAAGUAUUUCCUUUCUGUUUUUAUGUUUGUCCACUCUUCCCUCCCUUAUUAUGAAACAUGUACAUUACAUUAUGUUAUUACUACUACUACUAGUACUUAACAUUUUUCUGUUUCAUACUGUAUUCACAUGACUAUGAUUUGUCAACUGACACUAUAUGCUUACUGCAAAAUUAAUACAUACGUGCACAUACAGUUAGUAUUAUCUUUAAUUUAUAUGACCUUAUAAAUAUACAGAUAUAUACAUGUUUAACCCACAUGAAAUCCAUUAUUUUCUGUUUCAUGUUCUACGUAACUUUUUAUCAUUUAGCAUUUGCUGACUCAACUAGAUUAUGUCAUUAAGAUCACAAACCAACCUAAGUUAGAUAAGCAUUAAGAACCCGGAUGCAUUGAGCAUCUGUUCAAUUCUAUUAUGUGGCUCCUCAAGCAGUGUGUGUUUACAACCCCACCGAAGAUCGAACCCAAAACCUUCAGGUCUUGCGGCGAGAGCAUAGGCUUUAAACCAAUUAUCUAGGGUUUACACGUCUAACUUCAGUUAAUUCUGGCAUUGCAUGAUCAUCAGUAGGUACCUGCCGCAUUUUCCAUACGCUGAUCACAGCUUCUGACUAAAACUCCCGAAAUUUUUAUCUUGAAGGUAGUCAUUAGUGAGCGCGCAAUAUCGGGGAUCGAUUAAAGUUAGACAUCAAUGCCAUCAGAUACCAGGUCAGUAGUCUAAUAGUUAGGCUCUCCCCAUGAGGCCUAAUGGUUCUGUGUUCGUUCCUCGGUAGGGUUGUGGAUGCUCAUACUAAACAGCUGUCCAUUGCUCCUGGGUUUUUGGUUCGUAAUUUCAAUAGUAUUCCGUAAAUCCCCCUACUGAUAACUUAUAUAUAUUCUUUGCUAAAACUACAUAUUUUUCACAGGGGGAGUCUCCUAGUUGAAUCGAACGUUUAAUGAUGAAAUUAAGUUUAGAUCCUGGUUCAAGUAUUGUUGGGUAGCAUGAAACUCUAACUUUUGUAAACUCACAUAUGGUGUAUAUGAGAGAAGUUUAAAAUAUUUUUACGACUAUACUAUGAAAUAAGUGGGUUGUUUUUUCUGUCGAAGAAAAGACCACAUAAAGUACAUAAGUCACGUUUUGAAAAAAAAGGAACACUUGAAAAUAUUAUGCACUAACUAAACGUUAAAUGUUCGAUUUUUGUGUGGAUAUCCCUCAAAAUUAAAACUUUUCGAUAUCCUUCUUAUGUGAAGUUCAUUUAUUGAAAUGAAUUAAACCAACUACAUUCACUGUUUAUCAUAUUCAUCAUAAAUCCGACGUAAAAAAAAAUUGUAUAUAUCCAUAUCAAUGUUGAUCUGAAUUAAUUGAAUUUUGAACAAGAUAGAAAGCCUGUUAUCUUCAAAUAAAAUAAAUGCUGAACAGCCAAUCUGUACUUAAUAUAUGCAUCGCUACAAUGUGAUUUUGUUACCUGAACGCUUGUUGACUGUUCAGUUGCGAUGGUAUAGCUCACUACUUUCAACCACUAAUUUCUAAUUUGAUCACCAGAACCCCCUAAUUCAAGCAGUUGUUCUACCUUCGUUAAAUUAGUUGCAUACCUCAUCAUUUAGUACACUCUACGUGACUACCGCGUAGUUACAUUACCAAAUGUCUAUCUUAUGUGUAAUCCGAACUUACUCGGAAGUUUGUGCAUAACAUAUAAUUUGGGAAGUUAUUAAACUUUGGUCAAUAAUAAUGAACAUCAUAUUUGGUAAGUUUCUGAACUGUGUAUUACAUGUCCUAUUGUUAUUAAUAUUGCAAAUUACUUCUAUUUAUUUGAUCCCUUUAUCUCUUUGAACAUGUGCUUGCCUGUAUUAUUGCGUCUAAAUAAUUAUUUUUCUUAAAGAUGGUCGAAUACACAUUUGGCAUGUCGGUAGUGGUAGUCAUCCUAUACAUUCAUCGCCUGGUACAGGAAACAGAGAUCCAAUCACAUGUGUUCAUUGGAAUCCUGUAUUGCCUACAAUGAUCGCUUCAGUAAAUGAUGCUGGUGAACUAUGUAUUUGGGGACCACAACGUUAUGCAUUAGGUAACGGGCAACCGAUGGAUUCGUCAACUUAAGUCUUCCACAUUUACAUACCUAUCAAACACAAAUCCAUACUUGAUUUUUUGGUCUUUUAACAUUUACUCUUCCCCUUUUUCAGUUAAUAUUUACCGUCCACGACUGUUUUGUUAUUGGAAAACAAGCUCCUCUGGAAUCAAGCGUCACUCAAUUAUUAUUCCUCCACAUAAGUAAACAGCUCCCAUAAUCUUUUGUUUUACAUAUAUCACUACUAUUAUUAGCAGUAUCACUAAUAAUAAUAAUAAUGUUUACAUUGCCUAUUUUGAACUGUUUGUGGAAACUCUACGGAUGUGUGUGUUGUAAUAGCCAAACGUCAAUAUUCUACAUGAACUUAAAAACUGGAUGGUAUUCUGAAACGACCAAUUUUUCCUACUAUAAUAAUAUCUCAAACUUUGUGUCCGUGUUUAUCUGAUUGAAUUCCACUGUACAAGUGUGCUCAAACCCAGUUUUCUAGACGUAGUAAUUUCGGCUGUUUUAUUUAUUUUGUUGUUGUUGUCGAUUAUUACUAAUUUGUACUUUUUUUUAGAGUUAAAGCACUAAUUUGUUUCCUUUGGCGACACUUUCUCACUAUUCACCCUCUUCUCAAUAUAUGUACCUAUAUUUUUUUGUUCUACUUCUUAAUAAGCAAAGUUUUGUUGAAACAGAAAAAAGUUAAAAUUGCACUAGAUUUCUCUAAAACUUUAAUGUACACGAUGUUAUCUUGUUUGCAUGGAUCAGAAAGACAUGUUUUCACUAGUUCUAUAGUUUCAUUAUUUUCCCUUGUAAUACUCUACUUGUUCAGUAUUUAAGCCAAUUCCUUCUUUGAAUUAGACACAGAUAUUUUUCCAUAGGUAAGAAAUUUUUCUUUUAGGUUUGUUCUUAAUAUGUAAUUUCAGCGUAUUGGUGUUUAGGAUUGCAGGUGUAGUGAAACACUUGGAUUCUUUGUUAGUGCUACAAUGAAUUAAACAAUUCUUUUUCUGUUAGUAUGUGUUGUUCAUUUUUAUUCAAUCUCUUAACGGACACUAUAUCCUCCUUUCUUUAAGCUAAAAUUAUAACUUCUUUUUAGAAAAAAAAUAUAUGAGAAAAAGUCAUUAGAAAUAGGUUAAAAGUCAUGCUUCAGUAAACUUUGUUAACUGAUAGGAGGACUUAUAUUUCAAAAGAGGAAAAGUUGUGGUACACACAUAAACAAUUAUUAUACCAUCCGAAUAUAUGACUGUAUUCGAUAAGAUGAUAACUUUUUUGUAUUCUUCUUUUCUUGAGGAAAUAUUUGAUGUGAUUAUUUUGCCAAUAUAAUAUAUUCUAUAGUGAAUCAAUUAUUUAUUAGUAUCACUAAAACUAUUAUUAUCAUUCUAACUUUUAUUUAUAUCACACUAGUUUAUAUAAGGUGCAUAUUUUUUCCGUCUUGUGCAUUAAAAUAUAUAUAUACAUAUAACUAUCAGUUUCAUUUGUUUGUUCUUUUUCGUGGUUCCAAAUACUUUGUUUUCCGUAUUCUUUUAUUCCAAAUAACUUGGAUUAUACUAUAAUCACUACUGUUUUUUUUAAUAUUCUAUAUAUAAAUAUAUGCAAAUACAAAA
Schistosoma haematobium is the source of this 24397-nucleotide messenger RNA. RefSeq names its product WD repeat-containing protein 26. The transcript has 7 exons. Gene Ontology annotation, cellular component: GID complex. The record is from RefSeq and is a predicted model, not a curated record. Gene Ontology annotation, molecular function: protein binding. Gene Ontology annotation, biological process: proteasome-mediated ubiquitin-dependent protein catabolic process. The coding region runs from base 9525 to 11165 and encodes 546 amino acids. NCBI's taxonomy places the organism in Eukaryota, Metazoa, Platyhelminthes, Trematoda, Strigeidida, Schistosomatidae.